Molecule: messenger RNA, 1984 nt
Organism: Daldinia caldariorum
Lineage: Eukaryota; Fungi; Ascomycota; Sordariomycetes; Xylariales; Hypoxylaceae
Exons: 1
Coding region: 272-1387 (371 amino acids)
Source: RefSeq, a predicted model, not a curated record
AAGGUUCAACGCUAUAGCAUUCUACCUCGAUGUAGUUGAUAUGCUAGCAAAGGAGGGUUUAUAGUUUCCAAAGAAGUCCAUGCUCGAGAGUUUAUUCAUACGCGGACGCGUCCCAGAGACCAGAGGUCCGGGCUCAAUUGUUUACCUACAUUGCUCUUAUGUCAAUUGAUGAAGGCCCCGAAUCAUUCUUCAUCAGAGAACACUACACGCAAUCCAUCACCACAAGAACACAAGAACUUCCCCCAAAAGAAAACAAUAACAGAUCCAAGAUAUGGCAGACCUUCAACUCCCAACCAACCGACUUAUCGGUCAACAGCCUCAGCAGCCACGAGGCGGAUUCCCUCUGUUCAAUGCUCUUCCAACAGAACUUCAAUGGGAUAUAUGGGAGUUAACGCUACCGCCCACUGCGGUCCGGUUAUCACGAAAAGGCAGUCCGACCUUAAUAGAAUUACCGCAGCCGCCCUCGGGACAUCAUCACGAUAACAUUCCCGAUAUCGAGGACACCCCAAAACCUUCCCAAGAUAUAGUGGCUCUCCGAGUCUGUCAGCAAAGCAGAAUGAUAGCUUUGAGACACUUAAUCAAAUCGCCAUUAUCGAAGCGUCCAUCUGAUGUCAGCCGUAUGCCUCGAAGCUGUAUCUCCACCUACGACAUAGUCGACAUCGAGAUUCUCAACCGUUUAGGAGAAGACGUUAUCAGAAGGAAAGAUCCGCAAGGCCUGAUGGACCGGCUCAUGCGGCAACAGAUUUCUUGGGAAACCGUGACGAAAGUGACGAGCAUCAUCCCCUUCAUCCAGCCAAAAAGACUUCUAUUCGACAUGUUCUCUCGUCGUAUAUCCGCAACAAUUUGCUUGGAUCACCGCUCUGUGCAGCCGUGUUUAAGCAACAAUCCGGACUUGAAGAAAGAAACCUGCGCUAUCCGCUCCUCGGCCAUCGAAGAAUGGGUCUUCGGGUCCAGCAUUGGGUUUGGCCGUGUUCCCGCGUGCCUGCGCUACUUCUUCGAGCACCACCUGGAAGGAUGGAAGGCGUACAACGAUCGCACCACGAUAGGAGGACCCCAGUUCAAUCAAAAGUUCAACCACCAGGGGCUUUGCUCCCGCCCAAGCGAAAUCCUUUGGGCGUGGGUAUGGCUUAUGCAUGGUCUAGGCCCUGGCUCGUGCCUCCCGUCGCCCCUUUCCGGCAUGUGCGCCCCGGAUGCAGUAUCGAUUUUACGGAUGUUCGUCACGAUCAUGAGCGGCGACCCGUGCCCCUCGUGUCAAAACAACAUCGUCAAAAGCGUCGCCAAGCGGUAUCCUGGAGUUCCACUAGAAAGAUUUGAUCUAUUAUUCGUGAUCAGUAGAUCUCUCAUUCCAGACGAGUACUACGCUGUAUUAGAAUUGUUCAGCGCGUAGACGUCGUUCUUGACAUCGCGACUUGGUUUCCCAAAAGGGGUUCAGAGCUCUUCAGAGGCUCAAAGCGUUGUUAGUGUGUUUGCAUCUUGACAUUAGGAUGUCAUGUGAUUCCAGGUUUCUCAAAUCCAACUCCCGUAACGAGAAGACCUAGAGCUAUAUGACAUCCCACCGCUCUGAGAAGAAAAUCUCAUUCCUCAGGUCAGCGGUGGACCCCCCCCCCCCCCCCCCCCCCAAAUUGGAGCAAAGUAGGAAUUAGGAAGGAAGGAAGGAAGGGAGGGAGGGAGGGAGGAAGGGAAGGAAAUGAAACAUGUUUUUUUUUGGUUGUUUAGAAGGAUAUUGGGUUAGAAAAAAAAAGAAUCAUAUCUUUGAAGGAACGAUAAGGGCAGCGGUAUUUUUUCUUGGUGGUGGCAUUGUCACGGUCACAUAACAGAACAUAUACUUAUACUUCUCCCAUCGUAAUGGUGGUUCUUGUAAAGGUUACUUCACACCAUUGACAUCAUUUUAUAAGUUGGGAUGAUAGGCAGGGAUAUAGCGUAUGGACAUUGAAUACAUGUAUACUCGCACAUAGUUUAAAAUAAGUCAUUUUUACUUUUUAUG